This is a messenger RNA of Lemur catta (Ring-tailed lemur), 6183 nucleotides long. It is a transcript of the gene RASGRF2, whose product is annotated as Ras protein specific guanine nucleotide releasing factor 2. Gene Ontology annotation, molecular function: guanyl-nucleotide exchange factor activity; protein binding. Gene Ontology annotation, cellular component: plasma membrane. Gene Ontology annotation, biological process: Ras protein signal transduction; positive regulation of GTPase activity. The coding region runs from base 1 to 3822 and encodes 1273 amino acids. NCBI's taxonomy places the organism in Eukaryota, Metazoa, Chordata, Mammalia, Primates, Lemuridae. The transcript has 28 exons. The record is from RefSeq and is a predicted model, not a curated record.
AUGCAGAAGAGCGUGCGCUACAACGAGGGGCACGCCCUGUACCUGGCCUUCCUGGCGCGCAAGGAGGGCACCAAGCGCGGCUUCCUGAGUAAGAAGGCGGCCGAGGCGAGCCGCUGGCACGAGAAGUGGUUCGCCCUCUACCAGAAUGUGCUCUUCUACUUCGAGGGCGAACAGAGCGGCCGCCCAGCGGGCAUGUACCUCCUGGAAGGCUGCACCUGCGAACGGACGCCCGCGCCACCCAGGGCCGGCGCGGGACCCGGAGGCGGCCGGGACGCGCUCGACAAGCAGGUGGCUUUUAAUUGGGCUCCCAAGCAGCAGCUGCUGUGGAGGUGCUGGCUGCAGCCUUUACAUCAGGCCAGUUCAUUAAGUGUUUCCUCUCCCCAGACCGGGUAUUACUUUACUGUUCUUUUUGGCCACGAAGGUCAGAAACCACUGGAGCUGCGCUGUGAGGAGGAGCAGGACGGUAAAGAGUGGAUGGAGGCCAUUCACCAGGCCAGUUAUGCAGAUAUUUUGAUUGAGAGGGAAGUGUUAAUGCAGAAGUACAUUCAUCUAGUUCAGAUCGUAGAGACAGAAAAAAUUGCAGCUAACCAGCUCCGACAUCAACUUGAAGAUCAAGACACAGAAAUCGAAAGGCUUAAAUCAGAGAUUAUCGCUCUUAAUAAAACCAAAGAACGAAUGCGACCUUACCAAAGCAAUCAAGAAGAUGAGGAUCCAGACAUCAAGAAGAUUAAAAAGGUUCAGAGCUUCAUGCGAGGAUGGUUGUGUAGAAGGAAAUGGAAGACCAUUGUGCAGGAUUACAUCUGUUCUCCUCACGCUGAAAGUAUGAGGAAGAGAAACCAGAUUGUGUUCACCAUGGUGGAGGCGGAGUCAGAGUACGUGCACCAGCUCUACAUCCUGGUCAAUGGCUUCCUCCGGCCCCUGCGAAUGGCCGCCAGCUCCAAGAAGCCCCCCAUCAGCCAUGACGAUGUCAGCAGUAUUUUUCUCAACAGUGAAACAAUCAUGUUUCUCCAUGAAAUAUUUCAUCAAGGACUAAAGGCAAGGAUAGCGAACUGGCCUACUUUAAUUUUAGCUGAUCUGUUUGAUAUUUUGCUCCCCAUGCUGAACAUUUAUCAAGAAUUUGUGCGUAAUCACCAGUACAGCCUCCAAGUACUUGCCAAUUGUAAGCAAAACAGAGAUUUUGACAAACUCUUAAAACAGUACGAAGCCAACCCUGCCUGUGAGGGGAGGAUGCUGGAAACGUUCUUGACCUAUCCAAUGUUUCAGAUCCCCAGGUAUAUCAUCACACUGCAUGAGCUCCUAGCUCAUACACCCCACGAGCAUGUGGAGAGGAAAAGUCUGGAGUUUGCUAAAUCGAAACUAGAGGAACUAUCCAGAGUAAUGCACGAUGAAGUCAGCGACACUGAAAACAUAAGGAAAAACCUUGCCAUAGAAAGAAUGAUCGUGGAGGGCUGUGACAUUUUGCUGGACACCAGCCAAACUUUCAUCCGCCAAGGUUCUCUUAUUCAAGUACCUUCCGUUGAGAGGGGGAAACUUAGUAAAGUUCGCCUGGGUUCGUUGUCUUUGAAAAAGGAAGGAGAGAGACAGUGCUUCUUAUUUACAAAACACUUUUUAAUUUGUACAAGAAGUUCAGGAGGAAAACUGCAUCUGCUCAAGACAGGUGGGGUUCUCUCUCUCAUAGAAUGUACAUUGAUUGAGGAGCCCGAUGCAAGCGAUGAUGACUCCAAAGGUUCUGGGCAAGUGUUUGGGCACCUGGAUUUUAAAAUAGUGGUGGAGCCUCCCGACGCUGCUUCCUUCACCGUGGUCUUAUUGGCACCUUCGCGCCAAGAGAAGGCUGCCUGGAUGAGCGACAUCAGUCAGUGUGUGGACAAUAUACGAUGUAAUGGUUUAAUGACUAUAGUGUUUGAAGAGAAUUCCAAAGUUACUGUGCCACAUAUGAUUAAGUCUGAUGCCCGUCUUCAUAAGGACGACACUGACAUUUGCUUCAGUAAAACACUCAACUCCUGCAAAGUGCCCCAGAUCCGGUAUGCCAGCGUGGAGCGCCUCUUGGAGCGACUGACAGACCUGCGCUUUCUUAGUAUCGAUUUCCUCAACACCUUCCUGCACACCUAUCGGAUUUUCACGACCGCCGCUGUGGUGCUGGGGAAGCUUUCCGACAUAUACAAGAGGCCUUUCACCUCCAUCCCUGUCAGGUCAUUGGAAUUGUUUUUUGCUACCAGCCAGAACAACAGAGGUGAACACUUGGCGGAUGGAAAAUCCCCACGUCUAUGUCGCAAAUUCUCUUCCCCACCACCGCUGGCUGUGUCCCGAACAUCCUCCCCAGUGAGGGCCAGAAAGCUGUCCUUGACUUCUCCCUUGAACUCAAGGAUAGGAGCAUUGGACCUGACCACUUCCUCGUCAUCUGGCAGUCCCACCACCACCCAUAGCCCCGCUGCAUCCCCACCGCCACACACUGGUAAAGUACCGUUGGAUCUUAGCAGAGGCCUCUCUUCUCCAGAACAAAGCCCGGGAUCUAUAGACGAGAAUGUAGAUAACCCCCGCGUGGAUCUGUGUAACAAGCUAAAGCGAAGUAUUCAAAGAGCAGUCCUAGAGUCUGCACCAGCCGAGCGAGCAGGAGCGGAAAGCUCCCCCGCAGCGGACAGCACGGAGCUUUCACCCUGCAGGUCCCCCUCGACUCCCCGGCACCUCCGCUACCGCCAGCCUGGAGGACAGACAGCUGACAAUGCCCACUGCUCUGUUUCACCGGCUUCCGCUUUUGCAAUUGCCACAGCUGCGGCAGGACACGGGAGUCCACCAGGGUUUAACAACACUGAGAGAACAUGUGACAAAGAGUUUAUUAUACGGAGAACAGCCACCAACCGAGUACUGAACGUCCUCCGUCACUGGGUCUCAAAGCACGCACAGGAUUUUGAGCUCAACAACGAAUUAAAGAUGAAUGUCCUAAAUUUGCUAGAAGAAGUUUUGCGAGACCCAGACCUUCUUCCCCAAGAAAGGAAAGCCACAGCAAACAUCCUGAGAGCCCUUUCACAAGAUGAUCAAGAUGACAUCCACCUAAAAUUAGAGGAUAUAAUUCAAAUGACUGACUGUCUGAAGGCCGAGUGCUUCGAGACCUUGUCAGCCAUGGAGCUGGCAGAGCAGAUCACCCUCCUGGACCACAUCGUUUUCAGAAGCAUCCCCUACGAAGAGUUUCUUGGGCAAGGGUGGAUGAAGCUGGAUAAAAAUGAAAGAACACCUUACAUUAUGAAAACCAGCCAGCACUUCAAUGAUAUGAGUAACCUGGUGGCCUCCCAGAUAAUGAAUUACGCUGAUGUCAGCUCCCGUGCCAACGCGAUCGAGAAGUGGGUGGCGGUGGCGGACAUUUGCCGAUGCCUGCACAACUACAACGGCGUGCUGGAGAUCACCUCCGCCUUAAACAGAAGUGCCAUCUACAGGCUGAAGAAAACCUGGGCCAAGGUGUCCAAGCAGACAAAAGCUCUAAUGGACAAACUUCAGAAGAUCGUUUCAUCUGAAGGAAGAUUUAAAAAUCUCAGAGAAACCCUUAAAAAUUGCAACCCUCCCGCAGUUCCUUACCUGGGGAUGUACUUGACAGACCUGGCAUUCAUUGAAGAAGGAACACCAAACUUUACUGAGGAAGGCCUUGUCAAUUUUUCCAAAAUGAGAAUGAUAUCACACAUUAUCAGAGAGAUACGCCAGUUCCAGCAGACUUCCUACAGAAUAGACCAUCAGCCAAAGGUCACACAGUACUUGCUUGACAAAGCCCUGAUCAUAGAUGAAGAUACGCUAUAUGAGCUGUCACUGAAAAUUGAACCUCGACUCCCUGCUUGAAAAUCUGGCCUUGCCCCUGAGUCCGCAGAGUUUUCACGGAAAGCGGGACAGACAGAAUUGUGCAUGCCACGCCUCACAGGGUGCAGCAUGGAGCCCGUCUCCUUUCUCCACCGAAGAAGAUGGAACCAGACUGGAAUUCUGUCUCUAGCCAGAGAGAAAACCCAGCCGUUUGGGUCAAAGACAGAUGCUUCAGACUCGGGUGGGAAGGUGAAAGACUGAUACUUAGUAAAGCUGACGGCACAGUUUACGUAAGGGAAUGUAAGAUGGGAGAUGCUAGUAGCCAUUUUAAUGAAGCAGGUAAGAAAGUAUAUUUUGGACUCUGUCCCUCGUCUGUUAGUACUCAGGGACAAGGAUCCGUGGAAAAGACCUGUGAUGUUUCCCUGGCACAUAUUGGCCUGGGCACACCUACCAAUCUUCUCCUAGGAUUUAACUGCUUCUAUUACAUUUCAUUUUGUCACAAGCUUCACAAAAAAGCUGAGGCUUCCUCUAUAGGGAUGGGCCAACACAUAAGCAAUUCCAGUCCGCAGCAUGUGCAUGGUUUUCAGUGCAUUAUAAAUAUUUAUAUUUGAGAAAUGGUAUGUUCUGAAACUGCCUUUCCAGUCUUUAGGCGACACCAUAGGAAAGAAAUAAUGAAAGACAAAUGGACUGUAGGUAACAUUUCCUUAAUUAAAUACAGUGGGCUGUGCCUCAGAGGAUUUCAGCCAGUGGCUGACUUGGGGUCGGGGUGGGGAGCUUAUUCCUGAGACAGUUGGGCCCAAGAAGCCCACCGCCUUGGAGAGGCAGCUGCGGAGUUUGCAAAAAGGUGCAUGCCCACCUCACCGACAAAACUGUGGAACACGAUGGGAGGCCACCAAGCGCUAUGGGGAAUAAUGGGUUUCGAUACCAAGGGAAAAUAUAUACCUGAAAAUCAUCCCUGCACCUCUAGCUUGUUUUCUCUUCCCCCACUCAUCGUACUGUAGGAAUCUAUCCUGAUUUACACAAACCUUUUUUUAGGCUCACUAUGAACAUUGGCUGUAGUUUUUAAAAAACACUUUAGUGGGAUUUUCUUUUCAAAAACCCACAUUUCCAUAUGCAGUUGGUAGCUAUCUUUGUUUAAAAAUGAUUUUGAGAUAUUUCUGAGUGAGAGUAUCGUAAGUGUAUGGGAAAUGGGCCCAACCACCCGACAGCGUUAAAGUAGAAAACCAAAUGCAGGGGUUAGUCCUGCUACCCUAGGCUGGGGAAGUGACCUUACUUUUCCCAAGAUAGUCAGUUAUUGAAGAAAUAGGGCUAUCUCAUUGUUUACCUCCCUCUUCUCUUCUCAGGGAGACUGCUGCUUUAAAAGAAGGAAGAGAAAAAAUAGAGAGUUAUCAUUACCUGAGCCUAUUGCACCUGACAUUUUCUCUUAGAGGCAUGAAGCUUAUUGAUGCUGACAAUAAAAAAUUGAUCUGUCUGGCUGUUUUCCCUCUUUCCUUGCACUUUAAUUAUGUUGGUAGAGCUAACAGCUGACAAUAAAUUCCACUUGCUAACUCUUAAGACCCCGUGGAAGAGCUAGCAUUGAUAAUGUACCAUAGAGGUAGAGAAUGUAUAUUUUCUGCACGGUAAGGGCCAUCUCUGUACAUAACUAUUUAGUGAAAUAACAAUUAAGUAAAAUAUUUAUAAUAUUUGAAGACCAUUCCAAAAAUAUUUUCAAUAGCUCAUUAGCCAACAGUGUAGCACUAAACCUAAGAAGGGUUAUUUAUGGAUGCCGUAUUUUUCUUUUUUAAAAAAAAAGUUGCUUGUUUGUUCUCUUUAGUUUCAAAUAAAAGGUUGACGCAUCUUGAUGCAUGAUGAGAAGCAUGGGCUGUUUGGAUCCUAACAAUGCACAACUUGUGAUUUAUUUCUCAGUGUUCAGAAACUGAGGGUUUGAAAUAAUAUGUGUCAAUUGCACCAAACACCUCAAGGUCUCGCAGAAGAAAAGUAAAAGUAAAGGUUAGCUUUCUGGGCUCAAAAACUGUCAUGAAAGGUGGACUAAAGCCAGGACAAAUCUGUGAACGGACCACACACGUACUAGUUUCAGGCAAAGCAACAGUGGGAAGGUCCAUGCGCUCUGCUCUGCCUUGGCGUCACCAAAGUCCUUUGGAGGGCAAGGGAUGGUUCUAUAUGCACUUUCCCUGGAAUUUUGGACUCAUUUCUUUGACCCAGAUGUUCCAGAGGCACUGCAGCCAUUCCUAUUAAAGAAAAAUAAGAGAUAGAGGAAUUUCCAAAUGCUCCUUCCAUUUUGGAACGCAGCUUUUCCUCGACUGGUGACAAACCUUUUGCCCCUAUUUCCUGCAGGCUGUUGGAGGUGCCUUGGUCAUCUGUGGGCACUGUCAGUUGCUAAGCUGAUCCUUCGCUUUCCUUUUG